AUGGCAACGGAGCAACCUGAAAGCAACGCAGACCGCAUCCGAUCAACUGCAUUACGCCAUGCCAGGGAUAUUGAGGAGAGGAAGAAAUUACAAGCGAGCAUAGCCGACCUUGUGGUCGAAGCAUUUGACUUGCCGUCCAAACCCGACGCCGACCCAGCAAAGCCACAACCAUCUGACGCUUCUCUCUUCAAGCAUUGUCUGAGCCUAUUUCAGACCUCGGAUUUGGACGAUCUCAUUUAUGAGCGAAACGUAGAUAACCGAUGUGGCUAUGCCCUUUGUCCACGACCGAAUCUUAAGCUCGCGCAUGGUGGCCAGAAAGUGUGGAAUCAGAAGGGUGGCAAGGAUUUCAAACUUGUCGACAAGAGCGAGCUGGAAAAGUGGUGUUCAAAAGCCUGUCAAGAGAGGACUGCCUUUGUGCGCGCUCAACUUGGAACGGAGCCCGCGUGGCUCCGAACCAGUCAGGCUGUCGACGUCAAGCUGCUUGAUGAAGUUGGGUCUGAGAGUCUUGCCGACCCUUUCAAGGGGCUCUCGCUCGCCGAAGCGCCCGACACAGACAUCGCCGAAAAGAUGCAGGCUCUCGCGCUUGAACGUGGCGAACUGAAUGUCAAAGCUGACGACAGCACUGUUGAUCUGGUUGAGAGGACAAGUGACGCGAUACCGAAAGCUCCAACAUUGAAAGGGAGCCGACCGCAAAAUGCCGUCGAAGGACACAAACCACGCCAGGUUCGCUUCUUAGAGAAGUGA
Molecule: messenger RNA, 744 nt
Organism: Fonsecaea multimorphosa CBS 102226
Lineage: Eukaryota; Fungi; Ascomycota; Eurotiomycetes; Chaetothyriales; Herpotrichiellaceae
Exons: 2
Coding region: 1-744 (247 amino acids)
Cellular component (GO): nucleus; cytoplasm
Molecular function (GO): RNA polymerase core enzyme binding; RNA polymerase II CTD heptapeptide repeat phosphatase activity
Source: RefSeq, a predicted model, not a curated record